AUUCAUAAAUAGUGAAGCAAUUAUCCAGAUAAUUCAUGAAUAAAUUAUUCUAAAACCUUCAUUUCCAUAAUUUUAAACGAAUAACAUUUUCCGUUCUGUGGUUAAAUUCUAAUGAGUCUUUAACAACCGAUAAUUUGUACACCGUGAUGAGCGAGAAAUUGCAUGCAGCAAAUCGACAAGUCACGUUAAAUCUCAACAUUAAUUCGAGGUACGACACAGGUGACACGUGAGUUGAUGCUAUCGUUUCUGUAUUCAUCUCUGAAAAGGCUUUAAAUAAAUUCGUAAAGGGCUUUAUUUCCCCAUUUCCACACGAAACGGGGGGCUCAGGGAAUUGAAUGAAUUAUGAGCUCCGUAUUAUUCCGAGGCAAAUCGUCUUGGGAAUUAUUUCUUAAGUGGCGUGAGAGCUUUGGAAGUAUUUUUAAACCGAUCAUUUCCUUUAGUUUCCAUUGAUUUUACGUCUCCGACUGCCACUGUAUGACGUUGUUUCCGUGCAACGGGUGAUGCUAUAUGUGACAAUUGAUGAAUUAUUAUUAUUUUUUGAAAGUGGAAGUUUUGUAUUCAAUUAAUAAGGGAAUUGAUGAAUUUUCCGUUAUUUCUCUGGUGUUUCGCUUACGAGGCGAAAAAGUGUGAUUUCGUUUUAGUUUUUUAUGAAUAUUUCGAAAAUCUAUGAAAGGUAGAAGGACAUUGCUGAACAUUGUGUCUGUAUCUCGUGAAAUUUUCCACAGGCAAGGCUUUAGUGGAAUUUUCCGAGUAUGUUUUAGAUGCUGAGAUAUCCAAUAAAAACAAAGUGAUAAAAGACUGGAGCAAAGAACCAGAUCAAUCCCAAGGCUCUAGUUUCUCCUGAAUAUCUCAAAAUCUCAGUGAUUUACAAAAGUCAUCAUCAUCAUCAUCAUUAUCAUUUAGACCUCUUUUGUGACAGGUCCUUCAUGAUAUGCUCCUAUCUCCUCGGAUUCCAUAAUAAUCAUCGAAAAGUGAAACUACAACUCUCCAAAAAUGAAUAUUUAUGAUUUUACUUCUUCCAAACAAACCCUAUCAAUCCUCGAAUUUAGUGCCCUCUUUCAUUCUCCCCCAACAGAACGAAAAAAACAUCCAGCAGUGACCCUUGACAUUCCCACAAACUCGAUAAGCUCUCAACGUGCUAGUGAAUCCAUAUCUCUAUCCAAAUGCCAUCAUGUGCGCAUAACAACAUCACAGAGGUGGACUCCGAGAUUCCAGGAACAUCCUUGUUCUCAUGGUCUUGCGAAGAGGAUUGUAAAUAUGACUGCAUGUGGGAGACAGUGGAUCACUUCCUGGAGCAUGGACUGCAGAUCCCCCAGUUCCAUGGAAAGUGGCCCUUCGUGAGGAUUCUAGGACUUCAGGAGCCAGCCUCUGUUAUAUUCUCAAUUAUUAAUUUUUAUGGCCAUCUCCGGAUGUACAGGCGGUUCAGGAAGGAGAUCAGGUCCUCGUACCCAAUGGCCCUGAUGUGGACUUAUUUAGCAGUAGUCUGCAUGAACGGUUGGUUUUGGUCAGCAGUGUUCCACGCUCGUGACAGACCCUUCACUGAGGUAAUGGACUACUCCUGUGCCUUCACAAUCGUCGUGACCCUCUUGUACUGCAUCCUCGUGAGGAUAUCUCACAGGAGGAAAAAGACAAUUGUCCUUAUAACAUGUGCCUACCUCAGUAUUUUAUUCACUCACCUGUCGCAUUUGUGGUCGGGAAGAAUCAACUAUGGAUACAACAUGAAACUGAAUAUUUUUUGUGGAUUUUUGACUUUCGUGAUCAGCAUGAUUUGGUGGUACAAAAAUUAUACAAAAUUGAGGUAUCUAUACCUCAUGGGGUGUUUCAAUAUUCUGUCUGCAGCUGUGACACUCCUCGAGAUGGCAGAUUUUCCUCCAAUUUUUUGGAUUUUCGAUGCACAUUCCUUGUGGCAUGCCUCCACAGCUCCAUUAGUAUAUUUUUUAUACAGAUUUAUGAUACUAGACUGCCAAUACUUGAGGAAAAAGCACAGUCAGGUAAUAAUCGAUGAUCGACAUGUAGAGUAGAAUUCCACGACGAAAACCCACUAGGAAGGUAGAAACCUCGACAUGACCUCUUAAAUAAUAU
This is a messenger RNA of Diachasmimorpha longicaudata, 2082 nucleotides long. It is a transcript of the gene PGAP3, whose product is annotated as post-GPI attachment to proteins factor 3. Gene Ontology annotation, molecular function: hydrolase activity, acting on ester bonds. The coding region runs from base 1164 to 2021 and encodes 285 amino acids. Gene Ontology annotation, biological process: GPI anchor biosynthetic process. NCBI's taxonomy places the organism in Eukaryota, Metazoa, Arthropoda, Insecta, Hymenoptera, Braconidae. Gene Ontology annotation, cellular component: endoplasmic reticulum membrane. The record is from RefSeq and is a predicted model, not a curated record. The transcript has 6 exons.